Messenger RNA from Haliotis rubra (blacklip abalone), 1461 nucleotides. RefSeq lists its product as uncharacterized. Lineage: Eukaryota; Metazoa; Mollusca; Gastropoda; Lepetellida; Haliotidae. The record is from RefSeq and is a predicted model, not a curated record.
UUAUGUUCCUCAUUACCGCUAGAUGGCGUGUUGUUGCUAGGGUGUUGCUAGAGAAGCCACCCCGCGAAAAUGGCGGAUGCGGAAGCGAAUUGUCUGCUCCGCUGCAGUGUUGGCCUGACAGCAGAUGGUACUUGCGGAGUAUAUAGAGCAUAUCCCAAAGAAAACGGUUUAGAAACCCUGGGAUCAUGCUGUCGGGAUAUUUCUUCGCAUCUGCGGGAGGUGAAUCUAUGUGGUGGUCGGCAGACGAAGAGCCCCGCAGCAGACAGCGAGGGAAGUUUGAUUUCCUACCGAAUCGGCCUUUUCAGGUACGAUCCUUCACUGACAGUCUGUCCAUAUCAUCGCUACAGACUUGGCAUUCAUUGGAGACCAUCCAGGAAAUGUGUUUUCCCUCUCCAUCAAGGGUCACAGCUGCCGUAUAAAGGGGUGUCCGUCGACAUGAGUGAGACCCUAAUGAACAAGAUUCGAGUCCUUGUGCCUGCAGGUUCUGGAAUCUGUGUGAAGUGUUACAAUGUUUUCAACAGUACCUACAAGGAGGUUAACCAGUCAUCAAGUGGCCAAUCUUCACAACAAAUUACAGAUAAAGGAGAAGAUGUGUCUACAUCAAGAUCAAAAGCAUCAGAGAAAGAGAGUACCAACAGCCAUCUACGUGCGAGUGUACUCAGAGAAGUGCAGAAUAGCCCUGAAUGUGAUAGUACUUACAGUCAAGACUCUCAACCAUCACAAAUCUCAAAUUGGAGUUACGACAAGGAUUUGAGUUUGAAUGAUGUGAAUCAUACUCUAGAAACAUUGACAAGAGGAUCAUCCAGCCCAAUACGAGCACGCCUACAAAGAGAUAUUUCUUCAGUAACGAAAAGCACAGUAAAUUAUUACAAAAGAAAAGCAAAUGAGGCUGUUGAUGCUGUCUUAGAUAUGAUUGCACCAGGACAAUCCAGUCAACUGAAAAAAUUGAUCACAGAAGAUCCUCCUGAUAGAACCUCUUCAGCUGACCAUGACACCUUGAUAGACCUAUAUCAUCAAACUAUAGACAAUAAUUUGAGAGCCCAAAUAUUGGCCACUGUAUCCAAUGAUUUAAAAAAAUCUGAUCUCAUGAAGAAAAUUCCAGGUUUAACCAUCUACAAAAUUGACCAAUCAAGGUUAAUGUCAAAAUCUCAAAACGGAAUAUCUUUCCCCAACAAGUCCAAACGACGACGUCAUCGAAUGGACAAAGGUAAAUUGCAACAUGCAUUGGAUUUCUUUUUCGAUCCUUGUUUCAUGCAAGUUGUAUCUUUUGGGACAAGAAACAUAGAGUUGGACUCAGGCGAAAACAUUACCAUUCCUGAUGUUGUUAGAACCUCAUGUCAUUCUCAAAUAGUCAAGAUGUAUGAAACCUUGUAUAUGUGAGUGGCUAUCUUGAAAUAGUUAUGAACUGUGUUAAUGAAACUGAAACUGUACAAUGGGAUACUCAAGUCAGCGGGAGACAUG